CUAGUACAUUUAGUCUCUACUUCCGGUGCCUAGAACGGAACAGUAAGCUAAUCAUCUCACUGCAUGGUUUCACUGACUUUUAUCUCUUACUUCUCACAGGGAAUCGAAGAGAAUGGAAAAGUUCUUCCAUGGUGUGGCUGUUCUGCUUCAUGCUGCCAACAAUGUUGCACACUUUAUCAAUGACUGGCUGUUCUACACAGAUGUCAAAGACAUGGGGACGGGCAUUGUAUACGGGGAGCCAGAUCAGGACGCAGUCAGGGCGCUCCUAGCUUUCAGCAUCAUUGGCACCCUCGCUUUCAUAUUUGAGAUCAUCAAACUUUUCUUGGAGUUCAUCAACGAACCAGAUGAAAGUUGGUUCUAUUCGGAUUCACUGUGUGCGUUGGUCAUCUGGCUUGUCGACAUCCCACAAAUGAUCAUCAGUUUUAGCUUGAUCUUGUGCCGGGAGGAGCCCAUCAGCGUGUUCCAGCUGGGCAAGGCUUGCGUCAUUAUAACAGGCAUCGUCGUCAGGAUCCUCGUCAGCUUGGCCACGUUCUACAACGACAAGCACAAUAAGAAGCACCAUCUCAAAUUUAAAGUCUGCUUCAUGCUGGGUAUGAUCACCGAGUUCUCCUUCGCCGUGACCAUCUUUGCCCUGAACCAGACGGAGCGCAACGAUUCGGGCACCACCAGUUUUCGGGUGCCCACUACCCUGCUGGACGACCAGUUCACUGACCAGCGCUACUUCGCCCACGUCAGCAUCUUUGCAAGUCACGCCCACUUCUUCAACCAGGAUCAACUAGACCCGGACAAGCAUGACUCUGUGGUCAACUGGAUAAGGCUGACCACCAUCAACAAACUCAGGUCCAGUCCGAACAAAGAGUUAGAAUUUAAGAUCCAGUUUGAGCAGGUCGCUAACGUCCUUAAAAUGGCCAUCUGGGAAAAACUUCCAUCCUGGACUUUGGUUGUUUGCUAUAUCGCCAACAUCUCCAUAGCGUCCAUACAAACUGUGACCAACACAACAUGUGCUGCUACAAACUAUUUCAACCACCCGGUCAACGCCUUCAUCAAGUUCAGGUAUGAAGAACCUUCCAGCAUGUUCAAGAAGAAUGUCCUUGGGGAAAUAUACGUUAACAUGAAGCUGAACCAGAGCGGCCAGUGCACACCGUACAGCGACUACAGGUCCACCAUCCAGGACAGUCUGACGGACCAAGUCAACAUGACCUUGCAUUACUACCGCACCAACCUGUCCCUUCUCCCAACAGACGCCAACCACAUGAAGCACAACGGUACAGAAGAUGUUGCCUUCUUCAGAAACACAGAGUCAGACAUGACUGAUGUCCUUCAAAUCUGGAAGACUGGGUGGGAAGAAUGCAAGGCCACGGGUCACAUAGCGCCAGUGUUAGACCCAGCAAUGAAACUCAAUUGCUCCAUGACUUAGGGCCCCUGCACCUGUUAAUGAGAAAUCUUUGUUUCCCAUGAUGCCUAGUUCGCACACGUGGAAUUUGUUGGCUACACCAAAAAGAUUGACUGGUCAACAUUAUUAGUGAAACAAAAUCUCAAGUUUUUGUACACUAUUUCACUAACAGAAGUAUCUCGUCAUUAUAUUUACGUAAUAAUCUAGAUCACAAGUUAUCAAACGAGACGGAAAACUUAAAAAAGAAAAAUCAAGAUUACAAAGAGAGUUUGUGUUAUCACACAAACUCAGAGGCGGCCCCCGUCGGAUCCGCCAAUUCGCAAGGAAUAUUCAAGACGUGAUUUUAUUUUGAUUGUUAAAAGUAAU
Molecule: messenger RNA, 1759 nt
Organism: Biomphalaria glabrata
Lineage: Eukaryota; Metazoa; Mollusca; Gastropoda; Planorbidae
Exons: 1
Coding region: 113-1417 (434 amino acids)
Source: RefSeq, a predicted model, not a curated record